Laetiporus sulphureus 93-53 is the source of this 1551-nucleotide messenger RNA. Its product is annotated as monooxygenase. Gene Ontology annotation, molecular function: FAD binding. The transcript has 12 exons. Bases 1 to 1551 code for a protein of 516 amino acids. Lineage: Eukaryota; Fungi; Basidiomycota; Agaricomycetes; Polyporales; Laetiporaceae. The record is from RefSeq and is a predicted model, not a curated record.
AUGCCUCAGACAUUGUCUACUCCUGUUUUGAUUGUUGGAGCAGGUCCUGUGGGCCUUCUUUUAGCUCUCACUUUGCUGAAGAACGGAACUUCGGUUCGGAUCAUCGAUAAAUUACCAAGCUACCAUGUAGGAUCUCGCGGUGCUGGAGUGAUGCCGCGCUCACUUGAGUUGUACAAUUACUUGGGAGUGCUGCCCGACAUGCAGGCUGAGGGAGCUUCUCUCAUGCCGAUCAGGGUCUACAAAUUACCAGGCGGCGUUGAAGUGUUGAAGGAGUUCAACAUGCAAACGGCACAGGACCCUUCUCCCGAUGUUCCAUACAUCAAUGGCUUAUUGAUAGGCCAGAAUCGUCAAGAAGGUGUACUACGCAAGCAUUUGGAACAAUUUGGGUGUCAUGUGGAAUUGAACACGGAACUGCAUAGCUUCAGGCAGCAGGAGGACUAUGUCGUCGCAGAGAUUGUGAAAAAGACAGGGAAGAGCGAGCAGCGGGAGACCGUCCUCGCGCACUGGCUGAUUGGCGCAUACGGCGCAAAGGAGCAAUUUCUAUUCAGCGACGUCGAGAUCUUUGGCAUAAGCAAGGAUGCCUUGCAUUCAUGGGGAAAUGUCAGCGAUAGAUCGCUCUCCCUUCGUCCCACAUACGAAGGCGAUGUCUUCAACAUUAUUGCCGCAGGACAUGUCGACUAUGCAAAGUUAAUCGACGACCGGGAAGAACUAGUCAAGUUUGUCCAUUCCGUGUCGAACAGGGAUGAUAUCAAAGUGGGCAAGGUGAUAUGGCUGUCCGCCUAUACGCCGAAUAUCCGGAUGGUGGACAAGUUUGGUGAGGGACGUGUUUUUGUCGCGGGAGACGCUGCACACGUGCAUAGCCCUAGUGGUGGUCAAGGCUUGAAUUCGGGCAUUCAAGACGCAAUUAACCUCGGCUGGAAGCUUUCUCUCGUCGAGAAGGGCAUCGCCUCUCGAUCUCUCCUUUCCACUUACAAUGAGGAGCGUCUUCCAGUCAUCAAAGAUAUGCUCAAGCGCACCACGGCUAUCCUUGGUAGGAUCAUGGCUACCAAAAUAGGGGAUGAUAUCUCUGCCUGGAAACGGGAAGGGUUUCUGAAGCAACUCGGAGUUAACUAUCGUUGGAGCUCCAUCGUCGUGGGUGAGCGUACGCCAUGCACCGCAGAGGAAAAGGCGGAGUUAAUAGACAAUGCGUACGGAGGGGGCGAGGGCAUUCGCGCUGGAGACAGAGCCCCUGCCGCGCCGGGGCUCCUGAUCGUCCACGAGCGAGAGAAUAUCGGCUCUGUGCUCAAGGCAACGAAGCUCUAUCCCGAGGGUCUGGUCCGCUCCGUUAUCGUUCUCCCACAGACGGCUCCCGAGUGCGCCGAUGUCCAGUCUGCUGACCUGCUUCUCUCGGAUGGGAGUGGGCAUGCCUAUGAGAGUUACGCAGUGUCGCCGACUAGUGGUGGGAUGACCAUUGUUAUCGUCAGGCCGGAUGGUGUGAUUGGAGGCAUUGUGUUGGGCGUGGAUGGUCUGACGAAGUAUUUCCGAAAUGUCUUCUCGGCGCUGGCGAUGUAA